UUUAUAUAACAAUUUUAGUGAAACACUCAAAUAAUGUCAAAAUUGAUUGUGUUGUUAGGAUUGGUUGGUCUCUCUAUCGGAGCCAACAUUGAGCGAAGACAUAUCGGUUUGGGAUUAUUUGGAGGUCUCGGCGGUAGUGCCGGCACAGGAGGUCUGUUUGGUGGGAUCGGAAAGGGUUUGGGAGCUAUCGGUGGCGGCGCCGGAGACCUGGUUAAUAACGAAGUUAAAUUUGGCACUAAUUUAGUCGGAAAUGUGGUGAACCCAACCGGUGAUUUCUUGAACUCGACGGGCGGUGUUGUGAGCAAAGCUGCCGGAGCUAUCGGCCGUGCGGCUUCCGGUGCCGCUAAUAUUGUAGGCCAAACGGCCGGUUCAGUGGCCGGUAGUGUUGGCGAUGUGGCCAAAGCCGACAUUAAAUGGAAAACUGAUUUAGCCGGUGUUGGUUUGAGUGCUAUGACUGAUGUAUUGAAAUCAAAGGGCAAUUUCAUUAACAAUAUCGGCUCAUCAAUUGGUGGUGUAUUCAAAGAUGGUAAUAUCCUUAAGGCUGGCAAAGGCAUUCUGGGCGCCGUUACAGGUCUGGCCGGCGACGACAUCAAGAUCAUCACCGGCAGCGCUAAUGGUGCUUUGGGAGCCACCAGUAAUUUGUUGAACAGCGUCGGUGGUGCGAUUGGAAAUAUUUCCCGCUCCGUUGGAAGUGCUGCGCAAAACAGCGCUAAUCUCGUGGGCCAAACAGUUAACACAGUUGCCGGCGCUGCCGGUGAUUUAGCCGCUGCUGAUUUCAAACUCAAAGGCGAUUUAAUCGGAGGUGUAUUGGGCUCAAGCGGUGCCGCAUUAAAAGGCAAAGCCGAUGCCAUCGGUAAGAUUGGCGGCGGUGUGGGUGAUGUCGUUAGCGGUGGUGUCGGUGCCGGUACCGGACUGGCCGGCGGACUCGGCGGUGCCGUUGGCAGUGGAAUAGGCGGUGCCAUUGGUAGUGGUAUUGGCGGUGCCAUCGGAGGUGGUGUUGGCGGAGCAGUUGGUGGUAGUGCUGGCGGAUCCAUUGGCAUUGGCCCUAUUGGUGGUGGAUUGAUCCUUGGUUAA
Messenger RNA from Medioppia subpectinata, 1074 nucleotides. The record is from the annotation of a GenBank genome assembly. NCBI's taxonomy places the organism in Eukaryota, Metazoa, Arthropoda, Arachnida, Sarcoptiformes, Oppiidae.